ACACGAUCAUGCCGCCUCCUCCACCACCACCUCCUCCUCCUCCUCCUGGGAUGGGUGGCCCUCCACCACCUCCUCCUCCACCGCCCGGAAACUUACCAUCACGACCUCAAGGAGGAUCAGGGAAUAGGGGAGCUCUACUAUCGGAUAUUCACAAAGGCAAAGCACUCAAGAAAGCAGUCACGAACGAUCGAUCAGCUCCAAUUAUUGCACCAACCUCCGGAGGCUCAUCUGCAGCACCCGUAUCAGGCGCUCCCCCAGUACCAGGAAUGCUAAAACCACCCGGAGGCGGAAAUAGAGCAAGGAGCAAUAGCGAUCAGAGUAGCAGAGACUCUGGAAGUGUCACAGGCAUGGAACAACCACCACAACUUGCCGGACUAUUCGCCGGAGGCAUGCCGAAACUAAAGAAGCGUGGAGGUGGUGUUGAUACAGGAGCAAACCGCGAAUCAUCGUAUACUUCGGAUCCAGAAGAGUCGCGGAGUUCUGCACCAAAACCACCAACUAUAGGAGCACCUAGGCCGCCUCCAAAUGCUGCACCUCCUAUACCAGGAACUCAGAAUGGAAACGCGCCACGAUUUGCACCAUCAAUAGCGAAUCUUAGGAAGACUGGUGGACCCAACGUCCCAAGACCGUUCUCUUCUGCUUCUAUGAAAGGUCCCCCACCUCCAAUUGGGAAGAAGCCACCUGCUCCUCCACCUUCGUUUCGAAAACCAUCAGCCCCUGCUCCCCAGGCUCCCCCCCCCCCCCCAUCUUCUGCCCCUCCCCCGCCAUCUUCAGCCCCGCCAUCUUCAGCCCCGCCAUCUUCAGCCCCGCCUCCUCCAGCGGCACCUCCCCCACCGCCCUCAGCAGCUCCAAGGCCUCCAUUUGGUGGUCCAUCAAGAUCACAACCACCUCCUCCCCCACCAACAUCACCACCAUCAACGAACGGUGCAAGCCAAAGUCUUGCUAUGCAAGCUGCAAUCAGGGCAGCUGCUCAGGCGUCUCCCUCAGGUGCUCCACCCCCACCACCUCCUCCGCCAAGUGCUCCCCCUCCAUCAUCACAUCGUGCUCCGUCUCCGCCUUCAUCUGCGCCUUUACCACCGAUAUCUCGCCCUCCACCAGUUCAAGCACCCUUGCGAUCCAUGCUUGAUCCAAGUUCGUACACUUUAUCUUCAAAUGGAACAUUACCCAAAAGUCCUAGUCCGAACAGGGGUCCAGAAGCCUCGAGACGAGUCGAGAUCAACGAUACUAGAUGGAGAUUUCAAGAUGAAUCGCAGUUGCCAAAGCCUAGAGAUUUUCACGGUGGGCAGAAGAGGUAUAGGGCUGGACGUGGAAGCAGUGUGCCUCUAGAUCUGAGUGCCUUCCAAUGAGUGAGGCGAAGGAUGGAACGACAAAUUGACGAACGUUGAACUUAUUUGAGAUUGCAUGUCAAGAUGGGACAUUACUGAGAACAUGCGGGCCAGUAGCUCAAUGUUGAUGAGAUACAGGAGCGAGAUGGGAAUUGCCAAGGGGGACGGGCACGAGAAGACGGUUGUACUUCGGUGCAUAUGGGAAUAGUGGAUGAGGUUGCCGAUGACUAGUUUGCUGUUCAAGGUCGUCUCAGUCUUCAAAUAUGCUUUCCUUCACUGGAUUGCGGUUUAGCCAAAUGCUAAGUAGAGAGUCGACAAGUCGAGGCAAAGCCAUAGACAUGAGCAAUGCAUAACGAGUAUUAUUCCAGUCUACUAACAAAUCCGCUGUGUCUGACAUUUCCGUGUCAAAAAGUGACCUCUUUUCUCAGAGCAAGUGCGAGAAAGCUCUGCUCCCUAGCUAGUUACUCUCACUGUCUCCUGUAAUGAUACACUCGUUAAUGGG
Molecule: messenger RNA, 1827 nt
Organism: Mollisia scopiformis
Lineage: Eukaryota; Fungi; Ascomycota; Leotiomycetes; Helotiales; Mollisiaceae
Exons: 4
Coding region: 9-1346 (445 amino acids)
Molecular function (GO): actin binding
Source: RefSeq, a predicted model, not a curated record